UUGAAGGUGUCCGAAUAAACAUUUUGGUUUGACUGUAUAACCAAGAAAAAAAAAAACAGCUGCAUACAUAAAUUCAGUUUUCAUCAAGCUGUUUGAGAAUGUGGUUACACUUUAUUUUAAGGUGUCUUUUGUUACACUGUAAUUAUACAUUUCAGUCUGCCUGUACAUCAGGGUUAGGAUUGCAUGCAAUUAUGCAUAGUUUAUCGUUAUGAUAAUAGUAAGUGCAUGUAACAAGGACGUCUUAAUAUAAAGUGUUACCAUGAAUAUUUCUCUCUCCAGUGUCGAUGAUGUCCUCCUCCGCUCGGAUCGCGCUCGCGACGCUCUUCAUCUGGGUUCUUCUUCUGUCAAAUCCCGCCGAUUCCAAGCGGAACCGAGGCGCGAUUCCUCACCCGGACAAGAACAACCCGAACGAGUCUGAGCAGCAGCAGCAGGCGGGCCCGGGACCGGGUCCGGGCCCCAGAAGCAGCAGCCGCGGCUCGGAGGAGGUUCUGGAGUCCAGUCAGGAGGCUCUGCACGUCACCGAGCGCCGCUACCUGAAGCGGGACUGGUGCAAGACUCAUCCGCUCAAACAGACCAUCCACGAGGAGGGCUGCGUCAGCCGCACCAUCAUCAACCGCUUCUGCUACGGACAGUGCAACUCCUUCUACAUCCCGAGGCACGUGCGCAGAGAGGAGGGCGCGUUCCAGUCGUGCUCGUUCUGCAAGCCCAAGCGCUUCACCACCAUGACCUUCACCCUCAACUGUCCUGACCAGCAGCCGCCGACGCGGAAGAAGCGCGUGCAGCGCGUCAAACAGUGCCGCUGCAUCUCCAUCGAGCUGGACUAGAAGCGAGAGCGACGCGUCAGAACACACGGAAGAGACGCGUCUGUCAGCGUCACACACUACAUAAACAAGCACCAUUUAUAUUCGCCUGCAAACAAACCAUGAUCUGGCACCAAGAUCUUUCAGAACGCGAAAGCAGUCAAAUGUGUCCAAAUUUGGACUAUAGUGCAAAACUGAAUCUAAAACCAGAGUUUUGAAUGAUUAAUACACGUGCAGUUUUAUGAGCUCUUUAAAUAAGAGAUGCACGUAUUAUUUGUAAAACCAAGUUUAACUGCAGGAUUAUUGAACUCCAAUAAUAAAAAAAAAAUCUAAAGA
This is a messenger RNA of Carassius carassius (crucian carp), 1136 nucleotides long. RefSeq names its product gremlin-1-like. The record is from RefSeq and is a predicted model, not a curated record. Lineage: Eukaryota; Metazoa; Chordata; Actinopteri; Cypriniformes; Cyprinidae. The transcript has a single exon. Bases 285 to 824 code for a protein of 179 amino acids. Gene Ontology annotation, molecular function: receptor ligand activity; BMP binding. Gene Ontology annotation, biological process: animal organ morphogenesis.